Cucurbita maxima (winter squash) is the source of this 2591-nucleotide messenger RNA. RefSeq names its product mitogen-activated protein kinase 10-like. Bases 509 to 2326 code for a protein of 605 amino acids. The record is from RefSeq and is a predicted model, not a curated record. Gene Ontology annotation, molecular function: ATP binding; MAP kinase activity. Lineage: Eukaryota; Viridiplantae; Streptophyta; Magnoliopsida; Cucurbitales; Cucurbitaceae. The transcript has 10 exons. Gene Ontology annotation, biological process: protein phosphorylation; intracellular signal transduction. Gene Ontology annotation, cellular component: nucleus; cytoplasm.
ACCCUCUCCCUCUACUCCUCCCUUCCGCGCUUAUUCCUUUCCCCAACUCUCUCCUUCUUUCCUGUAAGCUGCCUGUAGAUCUCCGAUUCCCCUGUUCUCGUCUUUAUUACCUGCUUCUUCAUCGCUCAGCAGUUGGGUUUAGGGCAUUCAUCGAGUAGGAAUGCUAAAAGUUUCCAUACUCGAUCUGAUUUUGGUUACUUUAUGGUAGCCGGUGGUGUUGGUUGUUCUGGGUCGGUGAUUGAGUUUCUGGUUCAGGUUUUGGGAUUGCAGGUAGGGAAGUGUAUGAGGGAUUUGAUUCGGGUAAUUUUAUUAUGUUCCGUGGAGGAUUCGGGAAGGAGCAUAAGGAGGGAUUGUGGGUUUGUGAUCCGGAGCAGGGGUAGAUGGGGAAAAUGCGGUUGAGUCUUCUUUUAGUCAAUUAAGAAUCGAAGUUUUCUGUUUUGGUGCUGAACUUGAUUUCAGAUUUUGUGUUCACUGUUCUCGACGAAGUUGGGUUUGAGAGUUUAGGGAAAUGCAGACCAAUCACCGUAAGAAGGAUUCUGCAGAGUUGGACUUUUUCUCUGAAUAUGGCGACGCUAACAGAUUCAAAAUUCAGGAAGUUGUUGGGAAGGGGAGUUAUGGAGUGGUUUGUUCAGCUGUCGACACUCUCACUAAUGAAAAAGUGGCAAUAAAGAAGAUAAAUGAUAUUUUUGAACACCUAUCGGAUGCUGCUCGUAUUCUUCGUGAGAUAAAGCUGCUCAGACUUCUACGUCAUCCUGAUAUUGUUGAAAUCAAACACAUUAUGCUACCGCCUUCUCGUAGGGGGUUCAAAGAUAUCUUUGUUGUGUUUGAGUUGAUGGAAUCAGAUUUGCAUCAAGUCAUCAAGGCUAAUGAUGAUUUAACAACAAAGCACUAUCAAUUUUUCCUUUAUCAGCUACUCCGUGCACUAAAAUAUAUUCACGCAGCAAAUGUCUACCAUCGGGAUUUAAAACCAAAGAAUAUAUUGGCAAAUGCAAAUUGCAAACUCAAAAUAUGUGAUUUUGGAUUGGCUAGAGUUGCUUUCAGUGACACCCCGACAACAAUAUUUUGGACGGACUAUGUUGCUACCAGAUGGUAUAGAGCUCCAGAGCUAUGUGGUUCUUUCUUCUCUAAGUAUACUCCUGCCAUUGACAUUUGGAGUAUUGGCUGCAUAUUUGCUGAAGUACUAACUGGAAAACCAAUUUUUCCCGGUAAAAAUGUUGUUCAUCAGCUUGAUUUGAUGACAGAUCUCCUUGGAACGCCUUCAUUAGAUACCAUUUCUCGGGUAAGAAAUGAGAAGGCUAGAAGGUACUUAGCUAGUAUGAGGAAGAAGCAGCCCAUUCCGUUUUCACAGAAGUUCCCAAAUGCGGAUCCUCUAGCCCUGCAAUUACUACAACGAUUGCUUGCGUUUGAUCCAAAGGAUCGACCUACUGCGGAAGAGGCAUUGGCAGAUCCUUACUUUAAAGGGCUGGCAAAAGUUGAGAGGGAACCUUCUUGCCAGCCAAUCUCGAAGGUGGAGUUUGAAUUUGAGAGGAGAAAGGUCACAAAGGACGACAUUCGCGAGCUGAUAUUCCGGGAGAUACUAGAAUACCAUCCUCAACUGCUGAAAGACUACUUAAAUGGAACUGAGAGAGCAAAUUUUCUUUAUCCAAGUGCACUCGAUCAGUUCAAAAAACAAUUUGCUCAUCUUGAAGAUAAUGGAGGGAAAAGUGGACCAGCUUAUCCUCUAGAAAGAAAGCAUGCAUCUCUUCCUAGGUCUUCAGUUCAGUCGAACACCAUUCCUCCUAAAGCAACAUCGAAUAUUGCUUCUUUUAAAGACCGAUAUGUGCCACCAGGGUCGUACAGCAACCGGCAUUACAGAGAUCCAGCUGCACAGAGGAUUGCUGCAACUCAAGGUGAGCCUGGAAGAAUAUCAGGCCCGGUCAUGCCAUAUGAUAGUGGAAGUAUCGCCAAGGAUGCCUAUGAUCCAAGAAGGUUAAUUAGAAGUGCCCUCCCUUCUCAUGCUAUCCAUCCAACAUAUUAUUACCAGCAGUCUUGCGGCAAAAGUGAAGAAUCAUCAACAACAGGGGCUGAGAAAGACACUUCCUUGCAAUGCAAACAAGCCCCUCAAUGUGGAAUGGCAGCCAAAUUAACAUCCGACACAGCAGCUACUGGUGCUUUCUCAAAUCCUUUUUUUAUGGCACGUAUAGGAUUGCACAAGGCAGGAAACAAUGAUCGUGCUGCACGUGUGCAGGUAAACGCUCAAUAUGAUACUGGAGCCGUUCCAGCUGCAACUGCCACCACCCAUAGAAACACUGGCAUGGUCGAGUAUGGUAUGACAAGAAUGUAUUAGAGAAGCAUGUGUUUUGAGGAAUCUAGUCCAUGGAGUUUUGAUAAAAACGUUUUACUUGGGUUUGCUUCGAUGUUUCGAUGACUCAAAUUUGGCUGAGUAGUUUAGAAGGAAGAGACAAGUUUGUCAUGUUUAGUUUGAAGCAACUUCUUGUAGAUAAGAUGAAUGCCAUUUUAUCCACGAAACUCGUUUGUCUCAAUGGCAGGGUCCAUGCUUCUAGUUGCCAGAGUUUUGUAGUAGAGAAGAAAAGCAUGAUAGUGUUCGUUUA